AGUUGUUGCGUCCGGGCAGUUGCCUGGGAAUGGGAGCUCUUUAAAUCGCGAAUUAAUCAGUAACUCGCCUGCCAGAGGCUCUGAACUCAAAGCUCAAGGAGGGAACCAGCAGGCGGACAUCGAGACACAAGCGAGUGAGAGGAAAGUGGACGAGAAUUCAGGAACUGGCAGAGAUACGGGGACCCCCUGCUUCUUGCUGACUGCCAGUACGGUACUGUUUGUUCAGGAAGAAGCCAUCAGUUUGGAAUGAACAGUAGGGAUACACGUUGAUGAUAAUCCAUUUUAAAUUUCUUUCUGUGGCUGGAUUUGACCUGAAAUGCCAGUUGAGUCGAAUUAUUCCGAGAUGGACUAUAACGUAUCGCCUAGGACCAAGCUGCACGGCAUUGAGAGAAUGGGAAGUGAUGACAGUGGAUUUGGAUCUAGGUCCAAGUACUCCAAUUUGGAUGAUGACUUCAUGAAUUAUAUGUCCCAUGAGGAAAAGGAGUGUAUUCUGUUUUUUGAGACAACCCUGGAUUCCCUGAGGGAUGAUUUUGAGGAAAGUAGUUCUAUUUGCAGUGUAAAUGGUGAAGAUCCAGCCACACCAACGCAGGUUAACUCAGGCCAUGAGGAAAUCAUUGACUUAGUGGCAACCCGAUCUCUGGCAACGGGACGUAUAUCUAAUUAUGACAAUGUGCUUCCAGUUGGCGUACUUCAGAAAGAGGAGGUUCAGACAGAUCAAGAGCAGCCUCCGCUGAAACAACCAGAGAACCCACUUCUCACUACGAAUGCAGCAUCGUUUAAAAAACAAAGAAGCUUUGAGAGAACUUCUCUUGAGUCUGAAAUCGAGCCAGCCAGAGCAUACUUCAGCCAGACAAAGCCACCUGGAUCAGUGCCAACUCCAAUGGUUAUAGCACAGAAGAUUGCAGAGAGAAAAGUUGGGAAUGGAAUGACUUCGCCCGCGUCUCCAACAGAAAGCAAACGUUUCACUUACGAGAACGAUCAAACAAAUUCAACCUCUCCUACUGAGGGUCGAGAGUUUCAUUACAAAAAUGCAAAGCUCCAGAAGUUUCCAUCCAACAUUAGCAUUUCUGUGGCAAACAAGGAGUACAACAAUACCAUCACCAAAGCAGCUGUCAAAGUUCAAGAGCGCAAAGCACAAGUGUUGGCCAAUCUGGGCGGUGCAAGCCUUAUUGUUGCUGAAUCAGAUGACAGGCAACAGAAAGGUAAACUCAAUGGUCCAAGAAGAAGCUUGUCUUUCAAAGAAGCAGUGUCCAGCCAAACUAGGAGUGAGGCUCCGUCAAAACUUGGGCUGGUCAAAGAAUCAGAUGAGAUUGAUUCGGAUGUUCCCAGUGGCUUCAAAGCAAAGGUCAGAAAUUCUGCUUCAGCUCAGUCAAUGAAGGUGCAGCCUGUGUCCAAUGGCGCACUCAUGGCUAGUCCUGUUAUCCUACCUAUGAAAGCUCCCAUUCCCAAGCCUGAAACUAAAGAGAUUCCUCAUCAGAGUGCAUCGUUAAAUAUUUCAGAAAUACGCAGGUCACGGUCCAUUCAAAAACCAUCGGGAUUUCGGCCUCAAGGCAUAACGGUCCAGUUCUCAGGCCGUGGCUCGACAGAUGAAUCACGUAAGGAAGCAUUACGGAAAUUGGGCCUGCUGAGGGCCAAUGAAGUUCAAUGAAAACCUGGUGAAUUCCCAUCGGGAAUGUUUAUUAUGCCUUUUGUUCAAAAUAAGGAACACGAUCCUACUUUUAUAUGCUGCCUUUAGAUAAAACCAAAAGGAUUUCUUUAAAAUGCUAAGUUGAUGAAUGACAGCCAGCUUUACGUUCAGUGGAUUAAUGGCACAUUUACCAAGAACCCUGCAAACUUGAGCAUAUCUUCACUGAUCUUUUGUUUUGUUAGAUGGGACCAAGGAAAACAAAUGGAGAUGACGUUAUUGACUAGAGUAAGUGAAACAAAUUUGGUGAAUCUUGGGUUACCAAGUCUGUUGGAAGGUUAGUUACCUAAGUUAUUGUCUAGCUUCAGUGUCACGAACAUCGCCACAAAGAUGUAACUCAAUAAAUCAUGAUGAGUGUAAAUGACUAACAGUCGUUUCUCAACUUUCACCAUUCGCUCAACAACUGUCACAGCUUCAGCCUGAGAAGUCGCUAAAGUGCCCUGUUUACAUGAAGCAAAGUGAAAUACUCCACAAAGCUUGUACCCACAUCUGGUGGAAUAUGUACGUUUGUUGACCUUUUUUGUUUUAAAGCGGGUGGCUUGGACCUGAACUGUUAGAUUGUACCUGGCCAAACUACAAACUAAAAAUGCCAAUUUGGAGAGACGUUUUGUUCCUCCAUUAAAAGGCUCCACCAAAAGCCAACUUCUAGGUUACAUGUGGGGGAAAAAAUGCUGUCAAAGCAUUGGAAACAAACUAAUCCCUCAACAAAAUAGUGUCAGUCACUAUUAAAAGGAGUGGAUGAACCUUCCUGUUAUGUAUCAGAACAAUAGGAGAGGAUUUAUUACACUGCAAAUCAAAGUUCAAAGAUGGAAUUUAGCUUGAUGUUUUUAAUUUGUAUUGCAUUUUUAAAGUAUGACUAAGUAUCGUAAAGAGGACACUUUCUCUCAUGUUAAGUAAUACAUCAAGUUUUAUUAUCUGUUGGAGAAUGUAAUUCUGUUCAUAAAGCUGUUGUAAUCUAAAACAUUAAAUUUAUGAACAAAA
This is a messenger RNA of Carcharodon carcharias (great white shark), 2665 nucleotides long. Its product is annotated as proline and serine-rich protein 2-like. Bases 317 to 1648 code for a protein of 443 amino acids. The transcript is spliced from 4 exons. Lineage: Eukaryota; Metazoa; Chordata; Chondrichthyes; Lamniformes; Lamnidae. The record is from RefSeq and is a predicted model, not a curated record.